UACAUACUUGUAGAAUAUGUUUAUGUGAAGAAGAAUAAUGUAAAGAAAAUCCAUUUAUAAACCCAUGUAGUUGUAAAGGAUCGUGUGAAUAUAUGCAUGUUUCUUGUGUUAAAUUAUGGAUAGAAAGUAAAGUACAUAAGAAGGUUCUUCCUUUUGUAACUUCAUAUAAAUGGAAAAAUUUAGAAUGCGAAGUUUGUAAACUACCUUUACCAAAAACUAUAUAUAUAAAUAAUAAUAAAAUGAGUUUGAUUGAUAUUGAUAGGCCAUACUUACCUGAAUAAUCAUAUAUUAUUAUAGAAUCUAUUUCUAGAGAAAAGAGAGUUUCAAAAGGUUUACAUGUAAUAACAUAGAUAUUAUAGGAAGAUGUUGUUAAAUUUGGAAGAGGACAUUCUUGUGAAAUAAGAAUAACUGAUAUUUCAGUUAGUAGAUUCCAUUCAUUUAUAAAAUAUGAAGAUGAUUAGUUUUUAAUAUUUGAUAAUAAUUCUAAGUUCGGAACUUUAAUUAGAUUAGAUAAAAAUUAUCCGAUUUUAUAAGAUAAAGUGGCUAUUUAAGUUGGAAGAACAGUUAUGACUUUAGAGCUUUAAUAAACUGUUAUUUACACGAAUCCGAUUUAGAAUAAAGGCUUAGGUAAUUUAGGAUUAUAAAAUAAUAUAAAUAAUUAAUUUUUUAGAACUUCUUUAAAUAUUAAUAGUGCUAAUUUAAUUUAAAAUAAUAAAUAAAAUAAUAAUAAUAAUGUUUAAUAAUAAUAAUAAAAUAAAGGUAGUCUAGACUCGGCUGUUAAUGGAAAAAAUAAUAAAUAAACGAAAGUUAAUACAUUUAUUAUUAGUGCGGCUAAUAAUAUUAUAGGUAAUUAAUUAUAAAAUAAUGCUUAACGACAUUAAAAUAAUAUAAAUAAUAAUUAAGGAAAUAAUCAAAAUAUAAUACAUAAUAAAAACUUACUUUAAAAAAAUAAUAGAAAUUAAAGAAAUUGA
Messenger RNA from Ichthyophthirius multifiliis, 971 nucleotides. RefSeq lists its product as hypothetical. Gene Ontology annotation, molecular function: protein binding; zinc ion binding. Lineage: Eukaryota; Ciliophora; Oligohymenophorea; Hymenostomatida. The annotation marks the transcript as partial. The record is from RefSeq and is a predicted model, not a curated record. The transcript is spliced from 3 exons.